Rhopalosiphum maidis (corn leaf aphid) is the source of this 3198-nucleotide messenger RNA. Its product is annotated as cilia- and flagella-associated protein 43-like. The record is from RefSeq and is a predicted model, not a curated record. Gene Ontology annotation, biological process: cilium assembly. The transcript is spliced from 16 exons. NCBI's taxonomy places the organism in Eukaryota, Metazoa, Arthropoda, Insecta, Hemiptera, Aphididae. Gene Ontology annotation, cellular component: axoneme. Bases 70 to 3198 code for a protein of 1042 amino acids.
AGUUCAUAUAGUAUUCCUGGUGCACUAAACAUUGCUUUUACUGUCUUGCAUUCUAAAAGUAUUCACUUGAUGACUAUAGAUAUCGUAAAGGAAAACAUGUUGAACUUACAAACUAUACCAUUAGACCAUCAAUUAAAAUGUAUUAAGGCAUAUACGAACGGAAAUCAUUCUAUUACAUUUAGUCCGGAUGGUUCAUAUAAUAUUUAUGAAUUUGACGAUGAUGGUCAGUGGAAAAAAAUGAUUAUGGUAAACUGUAGUCAUUGGCAAAGUGGAGGAUUGAUUGCUGCUCAAAUCGAUGACAAUGCUAAUAACAUACUAACACUAAGUUAUCAAGGAAACUUUAUUUCUACAAGUUUUAAAGGCACAUUAAAUCGUAAAAGAAGGAUUGAUAAUUCAAAUUUUCUAAUUAUUGAGGAUAAUUCUGAAACAAAAGGAAUCGGUUUUGAGGAUAGGCCAGAAUCUCCAAAACGAAUGACAUGGGAAAUGAUAAACCAACAAAAUAAAUUAAAUGAAACUAUAGUGGCUUAUAGUAAUCAAAAACAACAAAUUAUACAAAAUUUUGAAAAAAUAAAAAUAGAACUUCAACAUUUGUUAGAAACUAAUGUCAAUGGACCUGAAGAUAUAAAAAUAAAUAUAGAAGAAUUCGAUUUAAAUGUAGAUUAUAGACUAAAUUUCAGAGAAAAGUGUAAACUUGAACGUAAAGAGUACGAAGUUAAAAUUCUUAGUGACAUAAACAAGUUUAAAAUGGAAACUGAAAAUAUUAUUAAGGAAAAAUGGGAAACACUUUUUAUUAAACCAAAAUCUAUAUAUUGUUUAAAAAAUAUAUAUAAAGUAGACAACUAUCCAAUAAGCAUAAUAGACCAAGACAUUAUCAAAAAAGCAAAUAAAAUCAUUGAAAAAAGAAUAUUAAUCGGAGAUAUGUCAGAACAAAUAUUUACCGUAGAAGAUACAUUUUCCAAAAAUGAUUUUGAGAUAUUGGACGUUGAAUCGAAUUUAUUGGAAUCCGAUGACAAACUAAGUAAUGAUUUAUCAAUGACGGGUUCAAUCAGUUAUGAGUUUAUAGAAACUAUCGGCACUCUAAAUUCUCAGUACAAUUAUCAUAAAUUAGAAAUGGCUGAAGAUGAAAUAAUUUUACUUAAACUUAUGGUUAACAAAUUAAAGCACAAAUUCAAUAAACUAUUUGAUGAUUUAUUAACGGAAAAACAACAGCAACUGGAUAAUUUGAAAGAAUAUAAUGAAAGAUUACGUGUAAUUGAAACUGAGUUGAGAUUGGCAUGCAAAAUUGAACCUACCGAACCGUUACCUAUAGAUUAUGAAUGGAAUAAAUAUGAAAAAAUCGAAGAACUUUUACACGUCAAUGACAAUGAAGUUCCUGUAGAACUGUAUCGUAAUAAUAUAUUAUCUAGUAAAGAAAUGUCGAAAGAUGUGAAUUCAAGCACAGAAAAAAUAAACAAUGAAUCAGUAAAUCUUAACAACUAUAGACAGCGAGCACUGGUUUUUAUGAUGGAUGGUGUACUGGAGAAAAGGUGGGAAGAUGAAUUGAAAAAAGACGUGCCAAAACCGCAAUGCAUAAUGUUAAACAAAAAUUCUGAGGAUUUUACGAAAGAUGAUUUAAAGGCUAUAGAUGAAUACAAAAAAUUAACUUUGACUUUGAACGACGAAAGAAUAAAAUACAAAAACAUUCUCGAAGAAGAAAAGAUAAAAAUUCAUCAUCACAUUGCACAGAUUAUAAAAAAAUUUGACCAUAAUGUAUUUAUGCUGUUUCAAUUAAAGUUGAAGUACAAUUCAGCCAUCGAUCAAGAAAUUUUGAAAAUGCUUAGGCUUUCAAAAAUGUUAAGUGACAGUGAUCAACGAAAACAUCAAAUUAAACAACACAAUGAAAAAAUUUUGGAAUUAAGAGAAACUAUUACGGGGAUUGAACAAGUUAUUACGGAAACAAAUAAAAAAAUAGCAAAAUCUGAACCAAAUUCUUUGCUUAAUACUAUAGAAACGUUGAAUCACAAAAACAACAUUUUUAAUAAACGUUUUAAAUCUGAGUUUCCAUCCAAACUCAUUUAUGAACAAGCAUUAAUAGCAUACAACCGGAGACCUAAAAUACAAGGUAAUACAAACUAUUCGUCAAUACUCGGUUACCAAUUUGUCAACACUAUAUUGGACCCAACUGACGAUAAACUUCAACUUUUGACCUCGGAGUUUGUUAAAUACUUAGAUACACUUAGAGUAUACGACGAUUAUAAAUAUGUAGAUGAUUAUAAGCUGAAUAUGGACAAAGAAACUUGGCAUAAAGUUUGCAAUUUUAGACGUAUGAAAAUUGAAUCAGAAUUUAAGAUCAGUACUUAUCAAAAAGACGUAACAGAUAAGGAUAACUUGUUGGAUAGCUUAAAGCGCAAUAAAGAAGACAAGGAAGCAAUGAUUGAAAAAUUAAAAAUGUCCAUCAUCAAAUUGGAAAAUCAAGAUUUGUGUUAUGAGGAUAAUCCUGAGAUUCAAUUAGUAAUGAAACAGGGGAACAUUGAAAUUGUAUUAACAGGACAUUUCAGUGAUUUCGAAAACACUACACUUAUUUCUAAAAAUUCUAUUGAUGAAGUGAAUGCCGAAAUAAAAAAAAUGGGCUAUACUAAAAUUGAUGCUUUAUCUAAUUUACUGAAGUUCAAACGUAAAUGUCGAUUUUUAAAAUGGGAACACGAUAUUCUCAAAAAACACAAAAUUCCAUUGUAUAAAUUUCGUUUUGAUCUUAUAACAUCAAUGAAAAUAACCGAAAAUGUGCUAAACUAUUUGAAGUUUAAGAUGAAAGGAAUAAAUAAUGCAGAACAAGCUGAACAAAACGUGGACAAAGAGCUAGCAGCAAUUAAAUUUACUUAUACAAAACAGAAAGAAAAGUUAAAUGAAAAAUUAAAUGAAAUGUUCAAAACAGUAAGAGAUACUAAAAAUAAAAAUAAAAAGGCCGAUGAAGAUAUUGACCAAAUGACGCGUGAAUUAACUGAGUUAAAGUGCCUCAUCGAUUACGGUUUAAACGAUAAGCUGAUACGUCACAGUAGUGAAAAGAUGAAAAAUAUAAUGAAAUUUACACAAAUCAAUACCAAAGUACUAGAAUUGCACAAAGAAAUUGAAGCAUUACAGAUAGAAUUGGAAUUACUGCUCCUCAAAACUUUUCCAACUCUGUAUACUAAUUUUUCAAAAAACACAAGAAUAAGCAAAUAA